This is a messenger RNA of Syngnathoides biaculeatus (alligator pipefish), 2168 nucleotides long. It is a transcript of the gene wdr21, whose product is annotated as WD repeat domain 21. Gene Ontology annotation, cellular component: Cul4-RING E3 ubiquitin ligase complex. Bases 166 to 1797 code for a protein of 543 amino acids. Gene Ontology annotation, molecular function: protein binding. Lineage: Eukaryota; Metazoa; Chordata; Actinopteri; Syngnathiformes; Syngnathidae. The record is from RefSeq and is a predicted model, not a curated record. The transcript is spliced from 13 exons.
AUGAUCGACGAAUGGCGAUCAUUGAAAGGCGGGACUAAUAGCGGAAGUUCACUCUGCUGGAAGCUAAUUUUCAAUAUCUGAAACCUGUCCCAAUACCUACGAAAAAAAUAUGAUUGGUCGACACAAUAUGUAGCUAACUAACAGUUGUAUGAAAUUCGCCCGUUAAUGUUUUCUUGUUACCGGGAAGUUAACCAAAGAAUCAUUACAAUUCGCAAACUUUUGGCUAAAAGCCUAGCUACACACUGGAGCACGUUGAAGCUCCUGAAAACAAAAACAACAUCGUGUUGUGCUUUCGGGCUGGACCAAAGUGCCUGGAUGAAGAGGCGCAACUGGAAAGCGGGCCAACGAGCCCAGAGAGGACAGCAAGGUUACACUCGGCACCAGGGACGUGGACGGUACCGAGGAAGAACGUGGAGACCGUCACGGAACGACAGGAAUGGGUAUGCUGAUGCAGGACCUUCAGGAUCUGACGACCAAGCCAGCUUGGACAGCAGUGGAGCGAUCGAACUGCCAGGUUUCUAUUUUGACGCAGAGAAGAACCGAUACUUCCGCUUGUUGCCCGGGCACAACAACUGCAAUCCCCUGACUCGAGAACAGCUGAGGGAUCAGGAAAGAGAGAAAGAAAGAGCCAGGAUGCUCGUGGAGGAUGCUAAUCCCACAAAAAAAGCACCGAGGGCAGGACUCAACAGUUCCUUGCUCCUACGGAAUCGACAUCUCGGGCUGCUACCACAGAUGUCCUUCUGCAGGCAGGUCCACGAGGGAAGGAUCAGCACCAUGAGACCCCAGAAGCUGGACCACCACACCACGGACGACUUCAGGACCAUUGUGGCCGACUCUAAGUGCGAACAAGUCUUCGCCAUCAGCGACGUGUCUCAGGGCGGGUGCAAGUACGGCUGCUUAACCUUCAGCAGAACCAACGGCAGUGGGCCUCUCUCCGUGGAAACGUGCGACAACCAUUAUGUCACCAACUGCAAGGUGAAUUCCCUUUGCUGGGCCUCAGUCAGCUAUCCAGACUCUCACAUUUUACUGUGCCUGUUGGGGGUUGCGGACAAGCCCGGCUACGUCACUUUGCUCCCCGCGUCGCUCUUCAGGAACUCCGACUCAAACGAGCCGGCGGUGCGUUGCAUUUUCAAGAUCUCCAUGGCCUGGUGCUGUGCAUGGUGUCAGCACCCGCAGUUUGACAAGCUGUUUAGUGCGGGUUUGUCUCACAAGGUGAUCCUGCAGCAAGCUGUCACGGGCAAAAGACAAACGCUCGACGUCGGCAGCGACGUUCUGGCUCAGCAGUUUUGCGUUGGAGUCCCCUUGCUGUUCAGUGGCUGCCGGUCGGGUGAGAUUUUCAGCCUCGACGUCCGAGACCUGAGCGGCCGCAAGGCGGCGACCUUCCGGCAGGAAUCGGCCAUCACGUCGCUGCGUGUCCUGCGGGAUGAGAACUACCUGGCGGCGGCGGACAUGUCGGGCCAGAUCAAGCUUUGGGACAUACGAGCCAGGAAACCAGUACAGGAGUACCGGGGCCACUACAACGAGCACGCCCACCUCCCCAUCCACGUCAGCGAGCCUGAGGGGCUUCUUUUGGCUGUUGGUCAGGAUUGCUACACGAGGUGCUGGAGCCUGCGGGACGGCCAUCUCCUCAGGACCAUCCCCUCUCCUCACCCGGCCGCCAACGACGCCAUCCCCAGCGUGGUCUUCUCUUCCAGCUUCGGGGGCCGGGCGGGGGACCCCGGCCUGCUGAUGGCUGUCAAGAAAGACCUGUACUACUUCCCCUACAGCACGGCCGGGAGCGAGCCGCAGGAAGUCUGACUGAACGGGACGCUUAUUUAGGUACACCAGCACAGUGAAAUUUGCCUUGAGAAGAAAAUUACAAUAACUGGUACAUUCUAAAAUAUAUUUAUUGUGCUUGCUGUGGUGUUGAACGGCAUUGCAUGAUACUCGAGAGCUAUUUCAGGUAUUUUCAAGAGGUCCUAGAGCAGGAGUGACCAACCAGUCAGAGGUCUCGAACCACAUUUUUUAAUGCAAAGAGUCACAUCAUACACAUGAAUAUCAUUCCGCCCUCACACGCAUACCUUUUACUCAACCAGGUUUAUCGUACAUGUCACAGAGUACCAAGACCACAGGCCAGUAUGUAAGAAAAAAUAAAAACGUGUGCUCUCUCACACAAACUACCAGUUCAA